Molecule: messenger RNA, 2408 nt
Organism: Salvia miltiorrhiza (redroot sage)
Lineage: Eukaryota; Viridiplantae; Streptophyta; Magnoliopsida; Lamiales; Lamiaceae
Product: probable leucine-rich repeat receptor-like protein kinase IMK3
Exons: 2
Coding region: 1-2133 (710 amino acids)
Biological process (GO): protein phosphorylation
Molecular function (GO): protein binding; ATP binding; protein kinase activity
Source: RefSeq, a predicted model, not a curated record
AUGGAUGAGGAAAAAAAUGGUGUUUGGAGAUGGAAGCAAUCCCUACUUCUGCUGCUCGUGUUAAUAAUCCGUUCCACUCUUGUUUCAGGCAAGCAACUGAGCAGCGCGGCGACAGCAAUGACAGCAACAGAGGCCGAUCAUCAAGCCUUGAAGGCCGUAAAGCUCGAAUUCGUCGAUCCCAGAGGCGUCCUGAGCAGCUGGAACACCACUCGUGCCGCGGUCUGCUCCACCUGGGCUGGGAUCAAGUGCCUGAAUGGCCGAGUCAUCGCUGUUCAACUCCCGUGGAAGGGUCUAGAAGGCCAAAUCUCCGACAGGAUCGGCCUCCUCCGGGGCCUCCGGUACCUCAGCCUCCACGACAACGCCCUCACGGGCCCAAUCCCGCCUGCCCUCGGGCGCCUCCCUCAGCUCCGGGGGCUCUACCCCUUCAACAACCGCCUCUCGGGCUUGAUCCCCCCGAUAUUUAGUAACUGUCUAAAUCUCCAGAUUCUUGAUCUCAGCACUAAUCACCUCACUGGCAUUGUUCCUCCUACUCUUGGUAACUGUUCUAGGCUGUAUAAACUCAAUCUCAGCUGUAACAAGAUUGUGGGAAACAUACCUGAUGAGUUGGGGAAUCUGUUGAAAUUGAGGUUUCUUGAUUUAUCAAACAAUGAGAUUUCUGGUGAUUUUGCUGAGAAUCUCUCCAAGCUGUCUUCUCUUCAGAUGCUGAAUCUCAGAAACAACAAUCUUGAUGGCUUAAUCCCACCAUCCAUUGGGAAACUAGGAAAUCUCGCUGUUUUGGAUUUGAGUAACAACACCUUCAAAGGCCAGAUUCCGGUUUCUCUUGUCAGCAUACGAAAUCUGUCUGCGUUUGAUGUUUCCUACAACGAUCUCUCCGGGGCCGUCCCGUCUGUCCUUGCCGCGAGGUACAACUUGAGUUCCUUCAUUGGGAAUGAUCACCUUUGUGGGUAUAGUAGCUCAACCACAUGCCCCUCUCAAGAGCCUCAAAACCUACCGUCUUCCCCUUCUCGAGGGGAAGAAGAAGUAAGAAGGCAUCGUGGUAGGAAUUUGAGAACAAGGGACAUAAUUCUGAUCGCAGCAGGCGGGGCCCUUCUCGUGGUUCUGUUGAUAACGUGCUGGGUGCUUCUCUGCUGCUUAGUUGGGAGGAACGCAGUGAUGGAAGCUCGGAAGGAGAAGAGGAGAGGAGGAGGAGGAGGAGGUGAGGUUGAAUCCGGGGGUGAAGUAGGAGGGAAGUUGGUGCAUUUUGAUGGCCCUCUUGUGUUUGCAGCCGAUGAUCUGUUGUGCGCGUCUGCAGAGAUAAUGGGGAAGAGCGCGUAUGGGACAGCGUACAGGGCUACGAUGGAGGACUGCAAUCAGGUCGCGGUGAAGAGGCUGAGGGAGAAGAUGACAAAGGCGCGGAAGGAGUUUGAAAUCGAGGUUGCUCAGCUUGGGAGGAUCCGGCAUCCGAAUGUCUUGCCUCUGAGAGCUUACUACAUCGGACCUAAGGGGGAGAAGCUCCUCGUCUACGACUACAUGCCUCGUGGAUCUCUCGCCUCUUUCCUCCACGCUCGGGGACUUGAAACCAGCAUUCCAUGGCCAACGAGGAUGGCAAUCGCCUUGGGGAUAGCUCGAGGACUGAGCCACCUCCACGGAGAUGAAAACCUCGUGCACGGGAAUCUCACAUCGAGCAAUGUCCUCGUAGACGAACAGAGCAGUCCCAUGAUUGCUGAUGUUGGCCUCUCCCGACUCAUGACACCGGAUGCAGUUUCCACCUCCACGUCUGGCUCGGCGGGGUACCGGGCCCCCGAGCUUGCCAAAAUGAAGGAUGCAGGCACCAAGAGCGACGUUUACAGUCUCGGGGUGAUCAUGUUGGAGCUCCUCACGGGGAAAUCCCCGAGGGAGGUGUGUGACGGACUCGACCUAGAACUACCCCAAUGGGUGGCGUCGAUCGUGAAGGAGGAGUGGACUAAUGAAGUGUUCGAUGUGGAGCUAAUGAGAGAUGCACCUGACAUUGGUGAGGAAUUGCUCAAUGUGUUGAAAUUAGCCCUACAUUGCGUUGAUCCAACGCCCGAGGCCAGGCCUCAUGCGAUCGAUGUGCUCCAGAAACUCGAAGAAUUGAAGCUCGAGUCGAUAUGUGAUGAAGCAUAUAGAGGUUGAAGAAAGAAAACAUUGUUGAGAAAUUGCUCAAUGUGUUGAAAUUAGCCCUACGUUGAGUUGAUCCAUCGCACGAGGCCAUGCCUGAUGCGACGGAUGUGCUCCAGAAACUCAAAAAAUUGAAGCUCGACUCAAUACGUGACGAAGCAUAUAGAGGUUGAAGAAAGAAAGCUUAUAGAGUUAUCAUAUAUUUGUACUAGUAAUUAUUUCAUUCAUUCAUUUGUUGUAUCUUUAUGUUGCUUGUUUUGCUAAGAUGCUGUCAUUAUUUUGGCUGUGUA